CUUAAUUACUUAUGUAUGUAUAUUUCCAUCUAUGGCAGCUGUAAGAGCUUUAAAACGGCAAAGCGUGGUGAAAUCUGCCGCAUACCCGGCUGUUCGGUAUCGCCUGCAGCGCCGGGUACGCCCACGCCAGUGCGCCUGCCGCACGUCAACCCGGACGUCUUUCGGCAAUUCAUUGUUUACGUUUACACAGCGAAGAUUAUGCUGCAAGAUUCGCGUGUCUUUGAAAUGAUGACACUCGCUCAAGAUAUGGGCGUCGAAGAGCUGCGUGCGGCCUGUGAAGAUCAUGUGAUUUCCACGUUGUCGGUGGACAAUGCAUGCACUUUUCUCACAUCCGUUAUGGAAAUACACGAAAAAGCAGGUGCCAAAUGCGCUGCUUCGUUUAUGGAACGCUGCAUAAUUUACAUUGGUGAGAAUGCCAGUGAGUGUGCCAAAACCAAUGCUUUUCUGAAUUUGACCAAGGACGCAUUGGUGAAGUUGAUAUCCUCAGAUUACUUUUGUCUCGAAGAGGAGGACGUCUGGCGAUGCGUGCUCGCCUGGGCUAAGAAUCAAGCUGGCGUCACACAACCCACCGCACAUUGGACUGAGGAGGAACGUGCACGCGUUUGUCAACACCUAUCGGGUGUGAUGUGUCACGUACGUUUGCUGUUAAUCGAUAGUCAAGUAUUCGCAGAGGAGGUUGAGCCUACUGGUGCUGUGCCUAUGGAACUGUCAUUGGAACGUUAUCGUUAUGCAGCUCUACACUCCAAUAAAACUGGUGGCAGUGGUAGUAGUGUUGGCGUUGGUGGGGGUUCGAUGAUGCCGUCUGUACCGGGUAUGACGGAGGAUGAUAAGCGUUUGCAGCCGCGCUUAACAGUCAAUAUGUUCCCAGGAUCGCAAUUGUUGCGGAAUGAUAAACUGUAUUUACAAAGCGUACUGAAUGGGUGGUAUGGCAUGCCUAAACAAUCUUGGCGUUUAGUGUUUCGCGCCUCAACCCAUGGCUACUCAUCGAGCGCUUUCCACCGUUACUGUGAUGGUGUGGCACCUUGCUUUGUUGUUGGCAUUGGUUCGCGUGGCGAGCUAAGCGGGGGCUACACAGAUGUUGCAUGGGCAAAAACGAGUCGUAAAGGCGGCUAUAUACAUUCGGAGCGCGCAUUCUUAUUCGCGCUCAAUCCCGCUGGUGGUGAUCCAUCCGUUAAGUUUGAUAUAAUCAAGAAGCCCUAUGCCAUAUGCUAUCACCCAGACUGCGGUCCUAUUUUCGGUGCUGGCGCUGAUUUGCUCAUCGCCAAUAAUUGCAAUACGAAUAUGGAUUCGUAUUCGAAUUUGCCUCAUUCGUAUGAUGGCCCUAACGCCUCUUACUUGACACUCUUUGGUGAUUACAAUUUCACGGUUGUUGACUAUGAAGUCUAUACAUUAUCCACAACCACAGCCGUCGGCAGCGCAGGCGGCAUAGGAACAGUAGGCGGCAGUGGCAAUGGAAAUAGCAGUAACAAUAAUAACAACAGUGGUACUUCGGGCAAUAAUGGCAGUAACAGUAAUAAAAAUGGUUCAUCAUAUAACAGUAGUGGCAACAACAAUAGCAGCGGCAAUUUGUCAACGAAUAUCGUUGGCGGCAGCAAUGGUGGGGGUGUGGGUGCUGGCAGUGGUGGCGUUGUUGGCGGCAUGCACAAACCAAAGUAUGAAAGAUAUUGAUUGGAUAUAUAUAUAUAUUUUUUUUAAUUUCUUAAUGUUUGUACUUCCAAUUUGGUUUUGCUGUUAUUUAUGCUUUUAAAAAGUCUAAUUAAUCUUUGACUUUUUUCAUAGCUUUGCCCCAUGAAAUAGAUAUAUGUGCACUUAAAAUUUAUUUAAUAUUUUUUAAAUAAUGUACCUACUUGUUUUUUAUUUGAGUCCACAUGCAAAAUCGAGCCUCAGUACUUGUAACUUCUUGAGCUGACGCAUAUUCAAAAUAAAGCUAAAUGCUCUGUACUAAGGUGGGUGCAAAUCAUUCGUGUAAA
Rhagoletis zephyria (snowberry fruit fly) is the source of this 1970-nucleotide messenger RNA. RefSeq lists its product as uncharacterized. Lineage: Eukaryota; Metazoa; Arthropoda; Insecta; Diptera; Tephritidae. The record is from RefSeq and is a predicted model, not a curated record. Gene Ontology annotation, molecular function: protein binding.